Messenger RNA from Penicillium taxi, 2772 nucleotides. RefSeq lists its product as uncharacterized. The transcript has 4 exons. The coding region runs from base 1 to 2772 and encodes 923 amino acids. The record is from RefSeq and is a predicted model, not a curated record. Lineage: Eukaryota; Fungi; Ascomycota; Eurotiomycetes; Eurotiales; Aspergillaceae.
AUGGAUUCCGCGACUCCUGGCGGCUCUCCCACGCCAUCUUCUAACUAUAAUUCCCCGCCCCCGACGUCUCACCUUAAUCGGAAGCCUCUCCCGCGACAUGUCACUCAAGUGACUUCUAAGCUUGUGCACCCUUCUUCUCCCCUGUCCAUUCAGGGUGAUAAACCCGGUUCUAUUCCCACACCUCCGCGAACUAGUAGACCACCACUAUAUCCUUCUUUGGUCGAUGGAGACUCCUAUACAUUGCCAAGAAACCAGAAUAGAUACUCUCGUGGACGACAUUCGUCGCAGCCCCUGCGCAUCGAUACUUCUACAUCAGCCGCCUACCUAAGGUCAAUCGUCGACGACGACGACGACGACGACGACAACAACGACGAGAGUCAGGAUUUCUUUGAUGAAUAUUACGCGACCCAAUUCACGACCCUAACCCCCCUACACAGUCGACUCGCGAGCGAACCGUUUAUUCCGGUUCUCAAUUCUCCACCUCCACUCCCAAAGACUCAAAGACGUGCCACGAGUAUGGCAUUGCAUCUUCCUUUGAAUCGACCACCCUUGCAUAUCGAUGUGGAUGGACGACCAAUGUCUAUGGGAAAUGAAAUUAAACAGCCAAAAACACCUGGAAAAAAGAUUAGUUCUUUCUUUGGCUGGAAAGGUAAUCCUUCAACGUCACCAGGUGCAGAAUCCACUAGCACCGACAUCUCAGACGGGGGUCGAUCCUCCAUCCCUUCACCAAUGCCUCCAAUGGCCAAUAUAUCAACAAAAUCACCGUCUCAUGACUCAAGAGGCCCUGGUUUCGGCCCACCAGUCCGAACUUCUUCUCUGGGUGGUGCAAGCCAACAGGAAUUGGCGUUUGCUUCAAAGAUAGCUGACCUAGAGAGUGAAUUACGAGAAAUUAGUUCUGAACUGGCGGGCUCAAUCCGUCGCGAAAUGGAGCUAGAAGACAUAAUUGAACUUCAUCAAUCAGAAGGACUGGAACAGCCAAGUCGGCGGACGAGCGACUAUUUCUCUGACUCAGGCGCUAGUUCAGUUCGUACAUCCGAACCAAUUAAGUCUGAAGAUAUUGAUAAGAUUCGCCGAACAGCGGAGCAGGAACGUGCUCAGCUAAAGGCUGAAAACUCACAACGAUUGCAAGAAGAGCGGAUACAAAGAACGCAAUCAGAGUCUCAUGUUCAGAUUCUGGAGAACCAGGUUCAGCAGCUUCGACGAGAAAGAGUCGAUCUGUCCGACCUUUCAUCCAAAACAAGAGAACUUGAGACUGCAUUGGAUGACACCCGGCGCAAACUGCUAGAAGAACGACAAUCGAAAGAUAAUUUUGAAGACUUGCUUACAGCUAUGCGUGUGGAACUGGAGCAGUUGCGAAAUGAACGAGAUAUCCUCCGGGAAGGGAAAACCCCCGCGGCGGAUAAGCAGCGACUGAUCGAAGAAAUCGAAGCUCUAAAGAUUGAGAAUGCGUCGUUGGCACAGCUUCAAGGAGGUCGUUUUGCCUCUAUUGCAGAAGAAGGAAGCGACGCAGGCGCACCAAGCAAGCGAAAGUCAGUAUUUGGUCUAAGCCGGUCGAGCUCUCUAGCCCGCAAACCAGCCAGCGGCUUAGCACGAUCCGGGUCUUUAUCCCGAUCCAACUCAGUCACUGGUAAUAAAAUCCCCCAGGAGAAUGGUGAGUCGCUGGUCGACAAGGUGAAGGACAUCGAACUCCAGCGAGACGCGCUGCACCGAACGGUGAAGAGCCUUCUGGAUCGCCAAUCAUACCAAGCCCGCGAAUUCGAGAAGCGCGCUCGGAUGAUGGAGAUUGAACUUUCUCAAGCUCAGCAGGUGGGCCUCCCACACAAGAUGGGAUAUGAGCGAGAUGUGAUGAGCCUGCGAGAAGAUAUCAACCAUCUCCGCCUGCGCGCUGAGGACGCAUUAGAUGGCAAGUGGCAGGCCGAGAAGGGUCUGGCUGGUCUGAAUAUGGACCUCGAUCGUGCGGAGCAGGAGACUUCUUCUUUGAGAGUGCUGCUACAGGAGCUUGAUAAUGAUACAGUCACUUUUGAGGGUCUGGAAGCAGACCAAGAGGGCUUUGCUGAGAUGAUGGCAAAGUCAUCUUCUUUAGAGUCAGCAUACCAGCAACUUCAAGCUGACCGCCAACAAGCGGAGGGUAGCGUUGAGCUCUCAGACGAGCUGACGGCUUCUAUUGGCCGUACCGACAUGCUGGCCAGAGACGUGGACGAGCAGUUGCGAACAAACAGCUCCCUGCGUAGCCGCUUGGCAUCUGCAAUUGAAAAGGGCGAGCGAGACCAGAACCUGUCGGUUGAGCGGAUCAACUAUCUGCAAAACCGACUCAAGGAACUGGAAGACUCGCUCUUGAAUGCCCAGCAGCAUUCUGAGGAAGUGAUAACCAAGCAUGAGGACGAGAUUCUCCAGCUCAAGGAGAGCAACAAUGCUCAGCUCAUGCGGAUGAAGAAUGGUGCUCGUGCCCCAGCCGCCCUUUCUCCGCGCCCACCGAACUCCCCCUUUAGUGCGCGAUCCCCGCGUCUUGACAAGACUACCAGCGGUGACGGUGUCCCGCUGGCCGAGGUUGUCCAGGCCGAAGUCUUGGAGAAGAGAGUGAAGGAGCUAGAGAAACUCCUCCGCGAUGCGGACAUGGAGAUGGAAGAAGUUAUCGGACGAAUGAAUCGCGCACAGGUUGAUGUGGCUCAACUCCAGUCUGACAGGGAUGAUGCCCUUCGUGAGACCCGUCGCCUUCAGGCUGAUAUUCAAUCCGAGCGGGAUACGCUCGCUGUCAUGAUGGGUCGCGCAUAA